Molecule: messenger RNA, 412 nt
Organism: Drosophila grimshawi
Lineage: Eukaryota; Metazoa; Arthropoda; Insecta; Diptera; Drosophilidae
Exons: 1
Coding region: 1-342 (113 amino acids)
Source: RefSeq, a predicted model, not a curated record
AUGAAGUUCCUUGUAUAUCUGUUGUUGAGUAGCCUUUCUGUUGCCUUGGUUCUGGCAUUUCCUGAUAACCACAAUGCAGUUGAUGCUUUGCCAGCUAUUGGCCGUCAUGCUAAUGCAAUUACCAACAAUCGAGAGGGAGGCGCCACCACAUCAGCGCAGACUAAUCAGAUACGUGAACCACGUCAUCUUCUGAAGAAGCUGUUUCAACCACAGGUGGUGGUGCAACCAGUUUUGAUACAACCACCGCAAUAUUACCCACAACCGCAUCCCUACUCUGGCUCUGGUCGAGGCUAUAAUGGUAACUUUAAUUACGGGGUUGGCAAUAGCUUUCAGCGUUGGUAGUAAAUACUUCCAAUAUAAUUGCUGCUUAAAAAUGUAAUAAAAUAAAAUAAAAUAAACGUCUUAAAGCAAA